CAAGGAGAACUAUCAAAAAUUGGUUGUGAGUUUUGAAAGAAAGAACCAACUGUGACAUCUGGGCUUCUGGCUCAGGAGGUGCCGUUUCCCUAGAUGGGAAUAUGAUGGAAAGAAGGUUGGCUAGUGUGAAGAGUCAGAUCGAGAGAAUGAUCAACCGCAUCACACUUUGACCACCAUGGCUUAACCAUCCAUUCCUCCUGCUCUUGGCCCCAGCUCCUCUUCUAUUGAAACCUGAAGCUCAUGUCAGGACCCUGGAGACAGACUGAGCUUGCUUCCUGAAGGGACCUUUGGGAAAGAGGACCCAGAAGAGCACCCCAGGAUUGAUCCCAGAACAUCUCAUCAUCUGAAGAUGCUGGCAGAAGAACUUGUGUGUUCUCUGGUUAGAAGCCGCCAAGCCUGGAGAGAAGCUUGUGCCUGCAGCUGACCUGCUUCGAGGAUGAUGCGAAUUUCAUUGUUCCUACCUCUCCUCAGGGAGAGCAACCGGACUGCCUGCAUGCCCUCCCGGAUUUGGUGCCAUAUGCUACUGUGGACAGCUGUGCUGAGUGUUGUUGCUGGGACACAUGCGGAUCUUCCCAAGGCUGUGGUGAAACUUGAGCCCCCGUGGAUCCGGGUGCUCAGGGAAGACCUUGUGACCCUGAAGUGCGAGGGGCCCCACAACCCCGGGAACUCUUCCACCCAGUGGCUCCACAAUGGGAGCUCCGUCCCGAGCCAGGUCCAGCCCAGCUACAAGUUCACAGCCGCGGUCAAUGACAGCGGAGAAUACCGGUGCCGGAUGGAGCGGAGCAGCCUCAGCGACCCUGUACAUCUGUAUGUGAUUUCCGACUGGCUGCUUCUCCAGACUCCUCAACUGGUGUUUGAGGAAGGGGAAACCAUCGUGUUAAGGUGCCACAGCUGGUUGAACAAACGCCUGAACAAGGUUACAUUCUACCAGAAUGAAAAAGCUGUGAAAUUUCAUCAUUACAAUGACACGUUCUCCAUCUUAAAAGCCAACCACAGUCACAGUGGCGACUACUACUGCAAAGGAUUUCUAGGAAGUCGAUAUCAGUUGUCCAAGCCUGUGACCAUCACUGUCCAAGGGCCCAAACCCAGCGGUUCUUUACCAGUAUUGACAAUCAUAGCGGCUGUCACAGGAAUUGCUCUCGCGGCCAUUGUUAUUAUCACAGUAUCCUUGAUCUAUCUCAAGAAAAAAAAGGCUCCAGCUCUCCCAGGAAACCCUGAUCACAGGGACAUGGGAGAAACCCUUCCUGAGGAGCUAGGUGAGUACACUGAGCCCGGUGAGAGCUCAGUGCCAGUCAGCCCAGGGCCUCCACGCGGACUGGAGCCAGCAAGCAGCAGCUCGUACAAUCCUUCUGAUCCUGAAGAAGCUGCCAAAACCGAGGUUGAGAAUUCAAUCACCUAUUCCCUUCUCAAGCAUCCCGAAACUCUGGAUGAAGAAGCGGAUCCUGACUACCAGAACCACAUUUAAUCUUCCUUGUCUUGGUUUGGGAUUGGGAAAAGAGAACCAGAGAGGCCAGACUCUAGUGUCUCCUGGUCAAAGGGAUGCUGUACAUAUUACUCACCUGUGUGAGUCCUGAAACCAACAGACACUACGCUACUGGUCCCCAGUGGUUGACUGUACUAAUAAAGACCAUGAUUUACUGCUUCCCAACUCAAGACUCUUCUGCUAUAGAUCCACACGGCCAAUGAAAUUAAUCAACUUACUGUCUUUAAGAGACUGCGGCAAUGUGGGAAGUGCUUAUAUUACAGGCUAUAUGUUAGAAUGUCUGAUCUCAGCAAGGAAAAACUAGACUUGUACCAAACAUGUCAAAAAGUGAUGCUUCAGGUUGCUGGAAUGAUAAGCAACUUUAGUCUUCUUCCUUGUAUUUCUAUAAAGGUCACAUGUUACUUUUAUAGUAAAAUACUGUAAAAACAACUUUCUGUUUACUUUUUCAGGGCUGUAGUGAUUGGCGUGUAGUCUGAGCUCUCUGGGGGUUCUGCUGGGCUUCUGGGAGGAGGAUCUUGGGGAGAUGGGUUAACUUUGCCCUGGGGAGACAAAAGCAUCUCAGAUAGGACACUCAUGACAAAACAAAGCAAUGAUUAUACCCAAAUCUAGCUUGGUGCAUGAGUGAGUUUACUGGACUAACUUAUGGGAACAUGGGUGAGGGGUUCUUGACAGGGGUGUGGGUCACCUUGAAAGAGCAGUCUUAGCACAGAGGACAACGUCUUUACAGUUGCAUGGAUGGUGCUCUCCCCAAACCUUCAUUUAUUUGAUCUUCCUCAAACCCUCAGGCCUGAGGCCUCUGCCUCCAGAGCUCCCACAGUGACAGGCAUGCACUACGAGCCUCACACCCAGCCCGGUAGGAGCAGACAGGAGGUAGGGUAGAGAGCAGAUGGUGAUUUGGAGUAGAGGGCAAGUGCCCCUCUGCUUCACACUGACCACUCUUCUGGUGAAUUUAUCGUCUUGUUUCCAUGCCUCCUCCUUCCUCCUCUGACAAAGUAGAAUAAUCACUCUGUGGGUUUUUUGUUUCUUUGUUUGUUUUUGUUUUUGUUUUUGUUGAGGCAGGGUUUCUCUGUGUAGCCUUGGCUGUCCUGAACUCUCUUUGCAGAAAGGCUGGCUUCAAACUCACAGAGAUCCACCUGCCUCUGCUCCCCCUGAGUGCUGGGGUUACAGGCUUGCGCCACCAUGCCCAGACAAUCACUCUGUUAUGUAACAGGAAAUUAAACUUCAGAAGAAUGGGAGCAGGAACUGAAAGAUGGCCUUGAACUGAUCUUCCUGCUUCUCUGUUUCAGUUGCUGGGAUUAUAGGCAUGUGCCACCAUACCCAGCUGCUACAUGUACUUUUAAAAUCAGAUCACCCCAGGGAUGUUAGCAGAGACUGAUGUAUCAACCAAGGACCGUGAAGGGAGAGGACCUAGACCCCCCUGCUCAGAUGUAGCCCAUGGGCAGCUCAGUCUCCACGUGGGUCCCCAAGUAAGGGGAGCAGGGGCUCUCUCUGACAUUACUUGGUUGCCUGCUCUUUGAUCACUUCUCCCUGGCCAGUCGACCUUGCCAGCCCACAGAGGAAGAGGAUCGAGGCAGUCCUGAUGAGACUUGAUAGGCUGGAGUUAGAUAGUAGGGGAGGAGGGCUCCCCCUUUCAGUGGAUUAAAGGGGGGGGAGAGACCAGGAGGAGAUGAGGGAGGGGGUUACAAUCAGGAUAUGAAGUGAAUAAAUUAUAAAAAAAUAAAAAUAAAAUCGGGUCACUUUAUAUAUUUUUGUAUGUUCACAAAAUCACUCAGGCAGAAAUUUAAGCAUGCUGGAACUACAUGUUCCGGGAGCAGACAUAUAAGGGACAAAAGAGCAGAAGUCCUGUGAUGUCCUCAUUCCCCUUAAUUCUGCUCACACUCUCGCUCUCUCAAAUGAAGAACCGCCGUUGGAGCUGCUGUGUACAUUUGGAUGUAUAUUUACUAUAUUAUAGCUUUUAGAAAGCCUACACCUGAGAUACUUUACACAUGAUUAUGUUGUUGACUCAUUUUGGCGGGGUCUUUCCAGGGUCGUUGAGAGAACCCAUCUCACAGGAUUAAGCCAAGAGAGACAGAGCAGGACACCCAGUGUUUUCCUUUGACCCCUGCACACCCACACAUAGGCACUCCCCCACGUGUGUGCGUACAAAAGACACAUAAAUAACAUAAAUAAAUUAAUAAAUAAGAAUAGAAGAUACUCUCUCCAGAAUUUCUGCUUUGAGCUUCCUGAUAACCAAGACACCUUGCGUGGCUCUUAGUGGUUUAGUCCAAACACACAGAAAAAUAAGGUCAUUUGACACCACGGAGAAUGCAUCUGGAAGUUCUUGUAUUACUAAUGUGCACCUUUAAAUAAAAGCCUUACAUGUCCCAAGGAAUCUAGUGUGUCUUUUCUCAGAUCCUCUUUAGCAAGCCUUCUCCUGACCAUCGCCAUUACUUUGUUUUUAUUUUCUCAGUGGUACAGUGUAGGUAAAUUAUGUAUCUUCUUGUUUAUAUAUUCUCAUAUGUACUAAAAUGUAAGCGCGAUACUGUCCUUUGUUUUCGUUAUUCACUAAUGUACUCCAGAGACCAGAACGAUAAUAUGUUAGGUUGUUGAAUGAGUGCAUGAAUAAAGCUUUCCUCUCGUA
Molecule: messenger RNA, 4103 nt
Organism: Meriones unguiculatus (Mongolian gerbil)
Lineage: Eukaryota; Metazoa; Chordata; Mammalia; Rodentia; Muridae
Gene: Fcgr2b
Product: Fc gamma receptor IIb
Exons: 11
Coding region: 437-1465 (342 amino acids)
Biological process (GO): cell surface receptor signaling pathway
Molecular function (GO): transmembrane signaling receptor activity
Source: RefSeq, a predicted model, not a curated record